AUGUGGUUUUGAAUGACUGAGAUAAGUGAUUCAGAUUGACGUUCAUUGAAAAUAGAACGAGUCACAACGCGCGCUUACUCAAACAAAGCGACAUGACACUAUCACCACGGUGAAAUGCAGAUCGCUUGUGAAUGCAUAAUUAGGGAAACAGGUCUUAUCAACGAAAAUACACCAAGCUAAUGUCGAUCGCUCGUUUUCUACAGACAAGGAUGAUUCAUCAGAGAACGUCAAAUAUAAAUAUUACRCRUUGUGGMUUAGGAUUUUAUUUGUCAUAAAGUAUAGUCGAUAAAGGAGUGUGAGCGGUAAACCAGGCCGAUUAUGAGAGAACCACAAGACGASAUACAACGAGAAAACUAAAGUUCUUACAAUGGAGAGCGAGGAAUUAGAAACAGGAGAUGAAGGUCUAGGCAGUGAAUGUUCUUCUGAAAGCGGAUCCUCGUCACACAGAGGAUUAGAAACCGGAGUUUAUCCUUCUACCUUUGCGUGUUCAUUAGACUCACUUCCACUUGUACUCGGCUCUAGCUACGGUACUACUGUUGAGGUUAACAGAAGUGAAGGGAUAAGGACAACUUGGAAUGGAGCGGUAGAUUUGAAUGGGAGUUUUKUUCCACAAACGAAAACUGUCGGAAAAGUGUCAAAAGAGGAGACAAAUUACCAAGCUACAAAUGUUCGGUAUAUUGUUUAUGGAAAGGCUGCUAGCRCAGCUUCGUGCCCGGAAAAACAAAAUUUUAAUUAUUUGAAAAAAGCUUCCCCAAUGAAUGGGAACUGUUCGUCCACUGAACGAUUCAGCAGAGGAAAACCACGAWUUGAGAAURAAUCAAAUUGUAAUUCAAGUCGCGAUUUUACUCAACCGGAACCAUUCAAAUAUAUCACGGUGUGGAGACCAUAUUCGCCAAAAAAUCCGAUUCAAAACACACAAAUUGGAUCUACGAACAAAGAUGAACACUUUUGCAAGGCAAUUACACAUUUUGCGUACACUCCACGUCUCUAUUCARGAAAAUCUMAACAAUUAUAUCCCACGAAGAAGGCUUUGGAAGAAGAACUUGAACGAUGUUCCAACAAGGCCCAAAAGGCAGGAGAAGAUGUUGCAGCUCUGGACAGUCCAGACGCAGCUACCUCAGGGAUACAGGACCAACUGAAGGCACUCAACGAUCGAGUAUCAAAAAUCAAAGUCAAAAUAGAAGCAUAUGAAGAGCACUAUCAGGAUCACCUCAAACAGGCACUCGAGUUCCAACGAGCUGUACGAGGCCUCUUGGAUAAGAUAGCAGCCCGGAAAGCCAAGCUUGAAAAUGAUAAGGUUGAUCCCAAUGAUAAAGUUGCGAUCUUAGCAAAAAUUAGAGAAUUAGAGCAUCUGCACCAUGAAAUGGAAGAAAAUCGACCUCUUCUUACGUCAGCUACCGUCACAGGAGAAUGGUUGAUUAGAAAUGCACARAAGUCUAAUGUGACUCUCCCAGAUGGACGUCCAGAAAAUGCAGUUAUUCCAGCCGAAGUCUCCACGACUCUAAACAAAGUGAAGAAAGAUUUCCAUGACCUGGAAGGAGCCAUUCGAGAGCAGAAGAAAUACUUGACUGGUUUGACGUUAGAAGAGGUGAAACCAAUGUCAGUCGAGUACGAGCGUAUUCAAGAUGUUAUGGAACAAUUCAGCGGCUGGUUAAGGAGUGUCGAAGAUUCCCUUGAACGAGUCAGACCUUACACUUGUGAUCUUCUAAAACUCAAAGAAGAUGAAAUUGCUCACAUGGGCAUCAGAACGGACUUGCGACAUCACCAACCAACUUACGAAAGUAUCGAUAAAGACGCCAACAAUAUUCUCAACUUCGAACCAGAUUCCCCAGUCCGGCAGGAAGUAGAGCAAUUGUACAGCGAUAUCAAGCCAAGAUGGCAAAAAGUAAACGAUCGCGURACAGAACGACACGAACAAAUCAACAAACUUAUUCCCCUCGCCAGAAAAUUUUACGACGCGCUACAAAAUGUCGACGGAGUCGUUAAUAGAGCGGAAACUCAACUACGGUCACUAGAUGGAGUUCCGCUGUCCUCUGAGAAAAGUAAACAAGAAUUGCAAAACAUUAAGGGAGUGCUUCUGGUGCUUGAUCGAAGAAUGCGUGAUGUCAAUCGAAUGAAUACCCUAUCAGACGAACUGGCUGAGAAUUURAUARCAGCCAACGGAGAGCCUGAAGAUCUUCGUCAAAUCCAGAAAGAAGCGAACGAUCGUUAUGAAAACGUAAAACGACAGUUGGAAAAACAAAGAGAUGCCAUCGAGAAUAACAAUAUCGAAAAGUUCUUGAAGGCCCUGAAAGAAAAGUCCGAUGAAAUUGAUAAAGUGGAUCAGAAGAUAUUAGACGAGCCUUUGAGUAACGAUCCUAACGAGCUUAAAAAGCAGCUCGAUGAGCUCAAGGCUUUGCAGAUUGAGAUGUAUCAAAUUAAACCAGUGCUCGGAUCUCUACAGCAAGCUGGCUCAGGGCUUAUACACAAAAACGCUGAUGAUGAAGUAGUUGUGAAAGAUCUUACCAACAAGAUCCAAACCGUGACAAAUGAAUACAUUGAAGUAGAAGAUAAGCUACGUGAUAAGAUAGCAGCGUUGCAGUCCGCAUUAUACAAACAGCAAGACUUUGACAAGACAAUUGAGGAGUUUGACAGAUGGUUGACGCAGACUGAGGAGAAAGUCAAAUCCCAGAUGAUGUUAUCUAUUAAACCUGUGCUUAUCAAGAAACAGAACAAAGAACAACAGGUUCUAAUGGAAGAAAUCAAAGCCUAUGAAUCAGUUUACCAUGACAUUCAAAACCACUGCUCGGAACAAUCCGAACUUUUGGAMUCCAGGGCAGAAAGGGAAGAAAUGAAACGAACGAUGACCGAAUUCGCCGAACGUUGGAAAAGCGUGAAACGAUCAAUGGCCGAACGACGUAAGGAGAUGGAUCGACURUACCCCGUUGUUGUAUGUUAUGUCGAAACGAGGACCGAAUUUCAGACAUGGUUAAGACAAGACGAGCGAACCCUUGCGGAACUGUCAUUGGAAUCGGGCAUCAAUGAUUUGGAGUCCCUCGUUGAAAAGAAGAAUGUCAUUAAGGGUCUCCGAGAAAGACUGGACAACCAUCGACCUGUCUACAACAACCUUGUAGAAACUUCCCAAGAGCUUAUAAACAUUUGCCACGAAUUGAAUAUCAACACAGAUGCCAUCUAUGUAAUCGGUGAUCGAGAGGAGACAAAAAGGCGCUGGGAGCGGCACAGCGCAGCCGUUCUUGGCGGAGAAAAAAUCCUUAAGAGUUCAGACAAGACGAUGGCUCAACUACGAGAGGUUAUGGGACCCAUGCAACAGGCUAUGGACGAUGCAGAGAGCAUACUUGCACAAGAGCCAGCGUACGGUACUGAUGUCAAUCAAGUCAGAAAAGAACUCAAGAAAGUUGAUAACACAAUCCAAGUUUUGGAAGACACCGAGUACAAACUGGUUCGUCUGUCCAAACAAACAACCAACAACGAGUACAUCAUUACCAUCAUCAAAGAUAACCGUGUCAUGCAGGUCCGACUGAAGGAACGUAAAGUCAAACUCGAGAAAUACAUCAAGAAUGUCGAGAUGUUUGACAGCGCUGGCCAAGAGGUCGAGGUCAAGGUCAUGGGCAUCAUGAGGUUUGUGACCGUGGAAAUCGUUAUGACCAAUAUCGAAGACGUAAGGGAUCAGCUUCAGCACGUACAGAAUCUCGAGGACGAGGUCGUGAUUCACCGACGCAAGAUCGAAACCAUGGAAGAGACAGGAGAGUGGAUAAUCAAGCAAAAUGACAACCAAGAAGAAGUCUUGAGUGAAAUCAAGACCAAAAUAUCUCGCGCAAAAUCCUCCAUCGAUGAGGUUUCUAUYAAACUUAGCGAUCGACGCCGUCGUCUUGAGUCUGCGCUGACUGAGAAAGAACGUGUGGAUGAAACUCUUGGUCAUUUCGAGAAGCGUGUUUGUGUGCUGGAUAAAAAGAUGCUGAAAGCCAAGCCYGUGUCAGCUGAGUAUGUCGUUAUCAAAGACCAACGGAAAAACCACGAGGGUGUCAUUCGUGAAUGUGUUAGCCUGGUCCCAAUUUCGGAGUACCUCUUCCCUGCUGCUCGCAACGUCAUUCUUGACACUCAGCCAGGUCCAGACAGGGACGUACUAGAAAACCGUGUCCUCGCUACACAGACAUUAUGGGAAACUGUCAAAGACAAAGCAGAUGUACGACAGAAGUGCAUCGAGACUGUUUUCCCCAGUGCAGAGGUCUAUGAUGACGCUUAUAAUGCCUUGAAUCAAUGGAUGAGAGACAUUGAGACGAAGGUCGUCAACAUGAAACCUGUGCUUUGCGAUGAAGAUUCAUUAAAUUCACAAAUAAAGCUCGUCAAGGAAAUGCGUCAAGAUAUAUUCAACCACGAUCCAGUCUACAAACACUUCAUCACAGCUGCACAAAACCUGCAACAGGCAUGUGAAAAGGCAAAUAUUGCAUCUGGUCUCGAACCUAUCGAAGAAAUCAAUGAAGAGGUUGCUAACCGCUGGGCUGUGAUGAAUCAAGUAGUGGAAGACAAACAGCAAAAACUAGAAACAACUAAGAGACAAUUACAAACAUACAAUGAGAAGGUAGACAAGAUGAAUGACUUACUACAGCGAACGGAGGGAGUAUUGGAACAGCAGUUUGAUGUUGGUUUAGAUCUUGAUCAGGCUAAGGCCAACAGGGACACUUUGAUGGUUCUUUCAUCAACACUAGCAAAUGCAAAGGGUGAUCUCGACUCCGCAAACAUUAUCGGUCAAGAUUUACUAAACGAAGCAGAUACUCAGAUUGUUAACGCGGCUGCAAUUGAAGACGACCUAGCAGAGCUCAAUGACAGGUUUGAAGCUGAUCGUGCUGAGCUUGAACGCGAGGAAAUCAAACUUGAAAAUGUGAUUGAUAAUGUGGAGGCUUUCCAAGGGGCCUUGAAUCAGUUUGAAUCAUGGCUUCCUGAAGCUAUGUUGGCCGUCCAGAGUUUCAAACCAAUCAGCAGUGAACCUGAAGAAAUAAAACGUCAAUUGAAGGAAGUUGAGGAGCUUCAUGAAACGUUACUUGCCAAAAGACCACUACUUGCUACUGCACAGAAUUCUGGAAACAAGCUUGUGGAAGCAAGCGAAGGUGCGUCAGUUGAGGAUGACGUUACUACCAAGCUCCAUCCUUACGAGGAAGCCUACGAUGCUCUUCUUGCCGUAGUGGCUGAUCGGUUAUCCAGGCUACAGGUUAUGAUGUACCAAUCUCAAGAACUCGAUGUUGCUCUUUCCAAUAUCGUUGCGUGGCUUACUGAGGUUGAGAAGAAGCAGGAGAAACAAGAGGCUCCAGUUUUGAGAACAGAGGUGGUAAACAACUUGCAGAGGGAACAACAAACUCUCCACCAAGAGAUUUCUAACUAUGAGGACACAGUUGGACACGUCGAAAAAGCCGGUAAUGAUUUACUCCAAACAAUGAACCUUGGCCCAGAACGCGACAUCCUUAAGUAUAAGCUAGCAGACAUGAGCCGGCGAUUUGAUAACGUCAAAGACAAGUCCAACGAACGUAAGGAGCUUCUUGAUCAGCUUGCACCCCUUGUCCAACGUUACCAGACUGCUGUUGAAGGGUUUUCUGGAUUCUUGGAUGACUCUGAGGAAAAACUGGAUGUUCUCAGCACUACGUCGAUCGAUGAGGAGACAGUCCCUAAGCUCAAGUCAGAAAUAAAGGAAUUCAAAAUGGCCGUUGAAGAUGAAAGUGGCAACCAUAAGGUUCUGAACACAAGUGCUAAAGAACUGAUAGAAUUCUGUAAAGAUCUUCCCAUUAGAAUCGACACGGCACCAAUUGACAAUGAAGUAUGUGAUGCAAACACGCGCUAUGAAAAACUUAAAACGGCCAACCUCGAUGCGAACGUUGUGGAACAAAAUGUCGCUUUAUAUCAGAGUGCGAUAGAUCCURUCAAAGAAACGUUGGAUGAACUGGACGCGUUUUUGGAGUCCGAAGCAGACUUUGGGUUAGACGUUGAACAAGGUAAAGCAGAACUUCAACGCGUAGAGGACUUGAUUGCUGACCUCGAAAACCAAAAGGCUGAACUUGACAUCGUUGAACUCAGCACCCCACUCGAAGCUGAACAAACUGAGUAUGUGGAGCAAAUGGCAGACGUUAGCUACCAGUACGACCUCAGCGCUGGAAAAAUCAAGAGAGUCAAGCAAAACAUGGCAAAGAGACUUGACAAGUUCGUCGUCUUCAUGGAGUUGUUUGAGGAGGUUGAUAUCUGGUUGGUUGAGAUACAGAAAGUCGUGGACGACUUUGAGCCUGUAAGCAGCGACUGUGAGGAGGCCAAAACACAGUUGGAAGAAUUACAACCGAUCAUCGCUCAGUUCCCACCGUACCAUACUAAACUGGAGACAAUGGAAGAAAUAAAGAACUAUAUUGUAAAGACAGUAAAGGAUGAUCCUGCAACGAUCGCCGAAGUCAAAGAMAAACUCGACCAAGUCAAGCCCAAAUACGAUAAACUCCAAGCGACAGUCGUUAGUCGACAGGCUCGACUGAAGAACGUCAUUGUUGAAGGGCAGGACUAUCAGACCUCACUUGACGAGGCUGUAAUGAAACUCAAUGAGAUGGAAGGUCUUCUGGAUCAACAAGAACCAGUCAAUGCCAAGUACAUUGUGAUUGCACAACAGAAACUUGAUCAUGAGGGGAUUUACUUGGAAGUAAACAUGCACGGCGUUAUUAUUGAAGACACUAUACGUCAAGGAAAAGAAAUCCUUGCCGAGUCACAACCAGGAGACUAUGCCGACACGCUUAAAACAUCACUACAUGACCUUGAAAAACGUUGGAACAGCCUUGUUGAAAAGACGGAUGAACGUCAGCAGCAACUGGAUGAGGUGGCGCCACCUGCGCAGAAUUAUUCAGAAGCGAUGGAGAACUUCAUCCCCGCUCUAAGUGAAAUGGAGGAUAUCGUUGGGGACUGUGGUGAGGUGUUAUGUGAGAAGCAUGCGCUCGGACGAGAGAGAGAUUUACUCAAGUUCUUGCAACAGUUCCUACAAGAGGACAUUGAAGGUCAUCGGCCAGUUUACAAGUCAUUAGUUGACAAUUCCAAUGAUCUUUUGAAUUCCUGCGACUCUGCCAACGUGACAAACGGAGUACCUGAGGUCAAAGCUGAAACCGAUGACGCCAUUCAACGCUGGACCGCACUUAACGACUUCUAUCGUAAUCGAAGAGAACAGGUUUCAGAGGCCGACAGCAAAGUAAAGAAAUACAGAUCGCUGCUCGGUCCUUUAGAGAAUUCAGCCAAAAAGGCAGAGAAAAGCUUGGAAGAGUCUCAUCAUGAAGGUAUUGACGUGGAUGAGAGCGAGAAGAUGCUUCAAGCUAUGAAGGUCCUCCAGGAAGACGUGCAGACUCUAGAAACAGACGUCCAAAAUGUUGGAGAACAAGUCAAGAACGAAGAUCACCCCAAAAUCAAUUUMACACCCGUGAAACAGCGCGUCAAGAAAUUAUCCAAUCGCGUCGCAGCGUUACGGCGAAAUGUCACCGUACAUAUCACGUGGCUGGAGAAGGUGGUGGAGGAAAUCACAUUAUUUGUGAAUUCUACGGACGAACUACAAAAGUACGUCAACGUUGCAUUUGUCCAGCUGGAUAAUUUCGAACCAAUCAGCAAUGAUCACAAAGUAYUGUCCAAACAACUCGAAGAAGURAAAGAAUUAGAGGAGAACACGAACAAACAGUUCGCAGUUUUAUCUGACGCCGAAAUAAAAGCCAGGUCCAUCACUUCGAUGAAGAAGGACGAUCCAAAAGCUAUAAAGGAUGUUGCUGAAAGAAUCAACAUCUGCGAAGCUGCUUUGGUUGAACUCAAAGAAAAGAUAAAGGAUCGAAAGCAAAAGAUUUUAAGGGCGCAAGAACACAUUUCAUUGUAUCGUGCUCAACUUGAACCUGUGGAGAAGGCUUUUAGUGAGAUUGAAGAUUCAGCUGUCAUGAAGGCUCCUGUCAGUGAAGAGGAACUUGGGAAGGUUGAGAAUGCMAUGAAAGACAUGGAAGACAGUGAUCAGCGGGUCAGACUUAUUCGCCGUUCAAGUCAGCAGCUACUGCGUGUUAUCGAUAUUCAAACAGACCCUGGAGUSGAGGUACAGACCGAGGUUGCGAAGGUGACUCAAAAACAACGCUCAUUGACCUCUAGCUUGAGGAAAAAGCACUCGAAACUCAGGAAGGGUCUUGAAUGUUACAAGCAGUUCACCGAUAUUAUAGAAGACUUACAAAAGUGGAUUCCAGAAGGGCGCGGGAAAGUUGAGGCCGAACUGCCUGUGAGCACUGAACCAGAAGACAUCAAAGCACAGCUGGAGGAAAUGAAGGAUCUUAAUGACGAAGUUCAAGAAAAACAAGCGAUACUCGAUCAAGCCAAACAGCUUGCUGACAAAAUUAAGGAACUAAGCAACGACGACGAAGGUAUGACACAAGACGUAGCUGAAAGAAUCAGCAGUGUGGAGCAGCCUCUUGAAGACAUAAGCAACACACUUAACAAGAAGCUGAACGAUCUGCAAGCCGCGUUGUUACAAUCACAAGACUUCAAAGGUUCCAUGGAGGAGCUCAACAGAUGGUUGACAAGCGCUAGUAAGUUAUACGACUUGGUUGGACCUGUCUCUGCACGGUUUAUGAUCAUCGGCAGUCAGGAAGACAAAAUUGAGGCUAUCAACAAUCAGCUCGACCUUCAUCAACAAAUGUUUGAACAUGUUACCAAAGAAGGCGAACAGAUGCUGGAAUCACUGCCCGAAGGCAGUGAGCACGAAAAACUCAAAGAUAAACUCGACACAACAAGAGCUAAAUGGAAUGAUUUAAAAACUAAGCUGGGUGAUCACAGAACGAAGCUUGACGAAGUGAAACCCACUGCUAAAAUGUACGAAGAUACAAGUACUCCUUUCAUUGCCUGGCUGGAUGAUGCUGAGGAUAGAAUGAAAAAGUGCGAUAAGGUGCCAAGUGACCAAGAAGAGAUUAUACGUGUCCAGGAAACCCUAGAGCUGAUCYUAGACGAAGUAAAAASCCAUGAACCAGAGCAUAAAGCCCUCAAUUUUGCUUCUACUGUACAUUUGAAAAACGCUCAAGACAAGAACAUUACGUCACAUGUCCCUGUAAUCGAGGACGAAGUAGCGACAAUCAACCGUCGUUAUGACGAGCUUCAUUGUGAAGUAAACAAAAAGUUGGAUUUGCUAAGCGACGCACAGGAGAGUCUCCAUGGUUUCCAAGAGACACUACGUGUCGUGGAACAAACUCUAGAAGAAGUUCAGCUCUUCGUUGUCGAGGAGUAUGAGUUGCUUCUUGACGUGAAGGAAACAGAAAUGGAACUCGGUAAAGCAAAGACAUCUGUUGCUGUCUUGGAAAACCGUAAACCUGUCUUGCGUGACUUGRUAAAGCACGGUAAAGCACUAGCUGAACAAACUGGUGACCCUGAACCACUUGAGACAGUGGCAUCUGUGUGCCAGAGAUUCAACGAGACUGAAGACAAGAGUCAUGAGAAGGAAGCAUUCUUAGACAAGGUUGUUGAAUACCUGGAUAUUUACGAUACAAACAUUAGCAAAGUAGAAGAAGACAUUCCUAAAAUUCAGASACAAGUUGAUAACUUUGCACCYGUCAGUGAYGAUCCAGAUGAAGCUCAGAAACAACUCCAAGAAACAGAGGACAUCCAGGACAAUUUGACYAAUGAUAAAAUUCUGCUGGAUAGUGCAAUCGAUGCUUCUGAUUGGCUCUCUGAAAAUGCUAAUGCGCAGCCGUCAACUGGAGACGAAAUGAAGAGGAGAAUUGAAAAGAACAAGGAGCCGCUUGAAGAUCUAUGCAACACUGUCAAUGAGCGUCAAAAUGCUCUGAAGAAGUUGAAAUCUCUCGAAGCAAUACCCUGUAAUAGGGAGGGCAUAGAAAUGUACGGAGACAGUCUAUCAGAGAUAGAAAAAGAGGUUGAAGAACAUGAACCAACAAGGCAGACUGUGAAUGAUCUCGCAGCACAAAUCAUCGAGAUUCAACCAUUCGAUCUUGACUCCGUAAGAAACAAAGCCCAGGAUGUAAACGAGAGAAUGGAUGCAUUAAAGAAUGCACUCAACGAUAAAAAAGACAAGCAUAAUAAGAUUAAAGAUYUGUGGACAACKUAUCAACAGUAUAUUGUUGCAGUAGAGGUUCUAGUAGUUGRAGGAAUGGUGCUUUGUGCUUAUGAUACUCCAGCUCUUGAUCUAACACGUCUGAAGGAGGAGCUACAGCUCAUAGAUGAGUUACUGUCCAAUAUUACCACCCAAGCACCAAUGCUUAACGAGGUGGAAGAUAUUGCUCAGAAAGUGGUCGACCUUCUUGACRAGGAUUCUUCGGAUAUUGUAAUCAUAAAUGAAAGGGUUGCCAACAUGUUUGUGCGAUUUGAAGGUGUUCAGUCUGCCCUUGAAGCUCGCAAAACCAAACUAGAAAGUCACCUUGAUUACCUAAUACGGUUUAGUCAGUGUGAAGAAGACCUUAACAACUGGUUCGUGGCAAUGAACAAAGUGAUUGAGCAACUUGAUCCUAUUAGUACUGAGCCCGAAAUCGUCAGGAAACAACUUACUGACGUUGAGGAACUGUUGGAUAGCGUGCAGGAAAAGAGGCAAGUUCUGGACGAUGAGCAGAUUGCUGGUGUUAGGCUCAUGGAAUUGAACAAAGAAAACGAGAAUGUAACAGUUGAGGUGGUGACUAUUUUGAGUAACGCACAAGCCAAAAUGGAUCGCAUUGCUAACAAACUAGACGAUCGUCGGGAGAAACUCCAGUCAAUAAUGUUAGAGUGCCAGGACAUCCAGUUAUCGCUUGCUGACUUCAUGAAUGACUUGGCAGCAAUAGAGGAAGAAUUCGCUGGAAUGAGACCGGUGUCCGCUGUACAUGAUACACUCAAAGAACAAGAACGCGAAUUCAAGAUUUUAAAAGAUGACGUGGGAGACCUUGAAGAUCUGGCACAAGAGCUURUAGCACGCACAGAACACCUCCUAGAAACCUCUGAGCCAAGCCCCGACAGGGACAACUUGCAGCAAAAACUCCAAGACAUUAAAACAAGAUGGGAUUCUGUCAAGGCAAAAACUGCUGACCGCGAGGGACAGAUCUCUGAGAUCGCCCCAGGUCUUCACGAUUAUUAUCUUCAUGUUGAUCCAUUCGCCGAGUGGCUGACGAGUCUUGACAACAAGUUGUCUUCCCAAGAACCCGUGUCAUGUGACAAGAAGACCAUCGACAGACAAGUCGAACAAGCGAAGAAGCUAAAAGAGCAGUUGGAUGACCACGUGCCCGAGUGCGAAAAAGUGAAGGAACUGGCUGCUGACAUCGUUAAGAGCCAGCCUGAUGACGUAUAUGUCGUGGAAGCACAGAUUCUGUAUCUUACAAAAUUAUGGGAUAGCAUUASCCUAAAGCUCAAUAACAGAGUUCAACAGACAGAAGCAGUGAAAGAGCUCGUUCAUCAGUAUGAAGAUAUMAUUAUUCCAGUCAAUGAGCUGUUUACGCGAGCUGAGGAUGGAAUYAUUGCCAUGGAUACUGUUGGCUGUGACGUUGAUAAGGCAAAACAGGAGCUGAAUAAUACCAAGUCAUUGAUUAACACACUGGAAAAMCGAAAACCAGAAGUACAACAAGCGGUUAAAAUAGGACAGAAUUUGAUCACGUGCGCCAACAAUGACUCGACCGAUGUCAGCUUGCUCCGUAAAGAAGUGGGUGUGUUGAUGGGAACUCAUGCUGAGCUCAAGGAGUUACUUCAAGAUCAGGAGGCAAAACUGCAGGCAAUUGUGGACAAAGGGACGUUAUUCAACAGUGAAAUGAAAGACUUGUUGCAAUGGGUGAACGAGGCAACUGACAAAUUUUCUGAUGACAAGACAAUUAGCACAAAUCCUAAAGUCGUCAACAAACAACUAGAGCAAAUUGAGGACCUUCAAGAUGACAUCGCAAAACAUCGCGYGACACUCGAACGCAAUGACCAAUUGGGAAGAGAUGUAAUUUCAGCCACAGGGGAAAAUCCAUUUGUUGUUGCCGAAGUUCAGUCAAAACUGACAAAAGUACGUGCAAAACUCGAUCGUUUAGAUAACAAAACUGAACAACGUCGUGGGGUUUUKCAAAGUAUUUUGCUUCAACUUCAAGUAUACCAAGUCACCCACGAAGACUUCAAGGCCAGUCUUGCUGAACUUGAAACCGAACUAGAAAAUAUUCGUCCAAUAUCUGCUAUUUUCGCAGUAGUUGAUGAACAGAAAGUUGAAGCUCAGAGUUUUGAAAACAGUUUAACGAAAAAAGAGCCAGUGUACGAAAAGCUAGUAGAGGAAGGACAAAGAAUGCUUGAGAAAAUGGUACCCGGUGAAGAAAAAGACGAGCAGCAAGUCCAACUUGAUGAUACAAUGACGCGUUGGCAAGCUUUGAAGGACAAUUCUGAGAAAUUGCGCGAUAAGAUCGAUGAGGUGCAUGAAGUGGCAGGGCAGUAUGAUAGGAAGAGUGAUAAAUUCAAAGAUUGGCUUGAUGACACCGAGAAAAAACUAGCCAAGGCUAACACUAAGUCUUACACCCAGGACAAAGCUAACGAGACACUGGAGGAACUCAAUAGAAUACUAGAAGACGUGUUCUGUCAUGAACCGCAUUUUGAAGAACUCAGAGAUGCCGCUGAUAAAGAUGUUGAGUCAAGUCAAAUGGACGGGGAUGUAGUCAAGGCGGAAUUCCUGGAAAUACARCAUCGKUGGGAUGMCCUUAAUGCGUCUGCACUGAAAAAGAAAGAAGACGCAGAGCAKGUCAAGGAGGCUUUGGAUAAGUACCACAGUGCUCUGCAACCUGUGCAAGAAGCUUUCACACAAGCAGAUACCAUCCUGAGUGAGUCUGAGCCCCUAGGAACAAACGUAGACAAAAUCCGCGAGGAAUUAGAACAAGUGAGGGAUCUGAGAUCCACAUUGGAUGAUCGCAAGCCAGAUAUAAAACAAAUCAACCAGUCAGGCAACAUGUUACUCUCAGGCGUAGAGCAAACACCAUUGAGUGCUGAAAUUAAAGAGAAACUMGAUGCUACUAACGAGAAAGCUAAAAAUACUCCUGAAAAACUACGAGAAAAGGAAAAGGCUCUGGAAAAAGCACUUAAUGAUGCUACUGAAUUCAAUACAGUCCUUGAAGAUAUUGAAACGUGGCUUCCCGCUGAGCAAGAAGUUGUAAACAGCCUUGAAUCUGUCAGCACUGAGCCAGAAAAGAUCAAAGAACAAAUCAAAGACACCGACAAARUCCUUGAAGAAGUUAAACGCUACCUYGUGAGACUGCAUCACUUGGAGGAAGUUGGRCAGCGAUUGAUUGAAGACAAUGUAAGCGACCCGAAYACUGUAGCUGACAUUCAGAAUAAAAUUGAYAAAGUAAGAACACCUUUGGAAAAGCUSUGUGGUAAACUUGARCAGCGCAGUGCAAGACUCCARAAUGCCGCCAUCGAAUCACAAGAAUUCCAAGACUCGUGUAAUGAUUUCGUUGGACGUCUUGGAAAUAUUGAAGAUCAGCUGGUCGACGACGCUCCUAUUUCCCCCGAGUACCAGGAAACCAAAAAGCAGAAAGAAGACAAUGAGGAUGUUCAGGAUCUUAUUGACCGAGAGGAACCUGUAUUUGAGAAUCUAAUGAAAGCUGGAGAAAGAGUGCUUGAGACUGCAGAGCCCGGAGAAGAGAAAAAGACCGUCGCAAAGAAGCUUGCUGAACUAAAGGAUCGUUGGGAAGCUACAAAAGAAAAGGCAAARAAACGUGACGAACAGAUAGAAUCUGUGUUACCGGACGCGCAGGAAUAUCACAAGGCUCGUACAACACUAGAGCCAUGGCUURCGGAAGCGGAGAAAAAGAUUUCAACAAUCAAUAUAUCUUCAAGUGAYCCUGAUGAUAUCAAAAAACARGUUGGCGUUCUGGCUGCCCUGAAAGCCGACAUGGCUAAUCGUAAACCCGAAUACCAAUCCCUUAACAAUGCAGCUGAAUCUUUGAUUGACAAGUGUCCUGACAACAGCUAUGUCAUUGAUGCUCAGGUAAARGACAUAAAUCGACGCUGGAAUACCUUGCUUAAGGACAUCGAAGAUAAAGGAGAAUCUCUUUCUGRUGCUCAGAAUGCGUCAGAGAAGUUGCAAGAGGACAUCAAUUGUGUUGAAGCUGCAAUUAGUAAGGCUGAAAUGGCACUGGAGGCCUGUGAACCUACCAUUGAACCAGAAGUCGCUAAAAGAGACUUYGCUAACGUCGAAGCAGCAUUACAAUCACUUGAGGACUGUGAACCAGCGAAGAACGAGGCGGACAAGAUGGCGGACGAUCUUCUUAACAAUAUGGAUGAGUCCUCAACAAGUGCCAUUAUGCUCAAGAAAAAAAUGGACAACUUGGACGAGAGAUAUACAACAACUUUAAACGCGACUAGAGAGAAAAAAGGACAGCUAAAGAAAUGCGUCGUWCUGAUUGUYGAGUUCGUUGAAAUCUACGAAGAGAUUACCAUCUGGAUCGAAGAAACUAAACCUGUUAUUGACUCGGYUAAGGAAAUCAGCAGUAUUCCUGUUGUAGUGAAAAGUCAGCUUACUGAAGUUGAAUUGCUACAGGAUAAUGUUGCUGAUAAAAARCGAGAUCUCSAAAAAGCAGAAGAAAUAGGCGAACAGCUUGUUGAAUGCUGUGACAAGAACCCUWCCGUCGUAAGCGAAGUCAAUCUUAAACUUUCUAAAGUCAAGGCUCCUUUGGAAACCAUCGCAGCAAAGAUCGAUAACCGACAAGUCAAACUCCAGAUGAUUGUCCUACAGACACAAGCUUUUCAAGAUACUGUGGACGAUUUUGAAGGCAAACUAUCGAAGGUCGAGGAUGACCUGGCGCGCAUGCUUCCUGUGUCUCCUGUUUACGAGCGUGUUCGAGAGCAAACCCACGAACUCGAUGAAGUUGCAGACGACGUCAAGCUACUCGAGCCUGUUUAUGGACGAYUGUCUAGCUGUGGAUWUGACGUUCUAGAAUCUUUGGAACCCGGAGAAGAGAAAGAACGACUUAAAGACAAACUCGAUGACAUUGAGAAACGGUGGRUCAACGUCAAGGAUAAGGUCGGUGAUCGUAAAGCCAACCUACAAUUAGUGACUCCCGAAGCAAAGAAAUACUCCGAGAACUCUCACGCUUUGAUGCCUUGUUUGGAGGACGCCGAAAGCUAUCUAUCGUCUUGUGGUCCUGUACCAUGCGACGAGAAGAACCUAGCACGAGAAGAGAAAACUCUUCAAGAUCUGUUAGAUAAUGUCGAUGACAAGAAACCAGUUGUMGAACAGCUGAAUGACGCUGCAAGGUCUUUGUCUGAAGUCUGUGAAAAUCCUGAAGUUACUCAAGCAGAAGUCAAAGAUGUCAACAAACGAUGGGCCACUGUCUUGGACGGGUUACAAAGGAGAAAAGAUCAAGUAGAUAAUGUUAAACAAUCUUUAGGAGAGUUAAAGAACGUUAUUGAACCAGUUACGGUGACUUUGGAAGAAGCUCAACCUAUUCUGGAAGCUCCUACAUCUUAUGGUGCUGAUGUACAGAAAAGCGAAGAUGAAUUGAAAAAGAUCGAUGAUCUUUUGGAAUAUCUUAAUGAUCAGCAACCAGGUGUACAAUCACUAAAAGAYAACGUGGGCUCACUUAUGAAUCAAGUCGAUGAUAAGUCUCCAGAUGCCAUCCGUGUCAAAAAUGACGUCAGCAAUGUUAACAAUCGAUACGAUGACGUCAUUAAUAAGCUCCAAGACCGCAAAGCACAGCUGGGAGAUGAUGUCACCAAUGCUAAGGAAUUCAACGAUUGUUUGUAUGAACUUGAAGAYUGGUUGCCUGAUGUACAAGAUCGUGUUGCUAAGCAAGAACCAAUCAGCACGGAGCCUGAAACGGUCAAGGCACAACUUGAAAAAGCACAGCUUCUAAAAGAUGACAUUGCUCAACACAAAGCAACUCUCCAGAGAGCUGAAAAUGCCGGCCAGAGGCUGAUUGCCAGCAGCAAAAACAACCCUGCUGUUGUAGCUGAUGUGUAUGGUAAACUAAACAAAGUCCGCACAGCUCUUGAUGCUUUAGCUGCAAAGGUUGACCAGCGACAGAACAGACUGCAGAAUGUCCUGCUGCAAAGCCAGGAAUUUCAAGUGUCCUUUGAAGAUUUCCUGGACAAGCUUGGAAAUAUCGAGGACCAGAUUGGCAAGCUUGAACCAGUGUCUGGAAUACACGAGAAAGCRAAAGAACAAGGACAAGAACAUAAGGCUAUCCGAGAUGCGGUCGCUCAACUGGAACCAGUCUAUAACCAGCUCAUGAAAGCCGGUCACAAUGUCCUUGAUACCUCUGAGCCUGGUCCAGACAGAGACGCCCUAGAACAGAAGCUUCAUGAUACCACCACAAGGUUCAACGACAUCAAAGAAAAAACUGCCGAUCGCCAGGAACGCUUAGACAAGGUUGUACCUCUAUCGCGAAAACACAAAUACGAAAGUCAAACAUUCAARCCUUGGCUGACAAGCGCUGAAAAACGAUUUGCAGCUGUAAAUCCUGAUACAGUCGAUAAAACAGUUCUUGAUAACCAGUUAAAAAUGUUAAAAGAUCUAGACAAUGAGGUAGAGGAUCGUAAGCCAGACUUGCRAGAGCUUAACGACACGACAGCCGACCUUGUCGAAAGCUGUCAAGCUGACCGAUUUAUAAUCGAAGGUGACACUCAAGACGUCAAUAAACGAUACGACUCUCUUGAAGCUGACGUCCAAACAAUGGAGAAUAAGAUGCAAGAAAUCAAGGAAGGUGUUGWGAAGUAUGAAGAWGCUGUCCUUCCUGUACAGAAYGUUCUUGAUGAAAUCGAGAAAGCUAUCAAAUCUCACGAACCAGUUGGCAUUGACUUGGAGAAAGGGAAGAACGACGUUAAAGAUGUUGAAGAUCUUCUGGAGAAACUGGAAAAACUGAAGCCCGAAAUGAUCAAAGCUAAACAAGCUGGUCUUGAACUGGCUAAUAGCAUGGAUGAAAAGUCUCCAAGCGCUUUGGAUUUGAGAAACGACGUCGAUGCGCUGGCUGAUAGAUAUARCGAUUUGCAGGACAAACUAGCUGACCAUCRGAAGAAGGUUGACGAUGAGAUCAAGCUGGCCGAAAAGUUCCAUGACACCCUAAAUGCGCUGGAAGAAAAGCUCCCCGAUAUCCAAGAAUCUGUUGGUGCACAAGGACCUAUUAGUAGYGAACCUGAUAUGGUGAAGAAGCAAUUAGAACAAGCUGAGGAUCUUCGAGAUCAGAUCAACCAAUGYAAGGCGAUGCUUGAUUCGUUAGRGGACACGGGUAAAGAGAUUAUUGACGAAAGUAAUGAAGACCCGCGGGUCGUUCGGGACAUACGUGGAGAGCUAAACAAGUUAACAGCGCCAUUGGACGUAGUUGCCCGUAAAGUCAACGAACGGCAAGCCAAGCUUCAAGGCGUGCUACUACAGUGCCAAGAAUUCCAGGUUUCAUGUGAAGAUUUCUUGGAUAACCUGGGUGAUUUAGAAGCCAACGUCGCUUCGCAAGAGCCUAUCUCAGCCUUGUUAGGAAAGGUUAGAAAACAGAAACAGGACAACGAAGCAGUACAAACUGCUGUAAACCAACAAGGACCAGUUUUAGACAAACUUCUUGGAGCUGGAGAAGCCGUUAUCGAAAAUCUUGACGACGAACAAGAAAAAGACACUAUGAAAAAGAAGAUAGAUGACAUGAAAGAGAGAUUUGAAAAAGCCAAAGAACAGACUGAUGACAGACAAAGCAAACUCGAGAAUGUCGAAGAAGAAGCUCAGAAAUAUAGAGUURACGCUGACUCAUUGGAAGCCAUGYURKCUWCGGCMGAAGAACAAGUGAAUGGCUUUGCACCUUUAUCUUCUGACAAAACCAAACUCGCUAAGCAACGCGAAAUGCUCGAGCAAAUCCAACAGGCGGCAAACAAGCUGAAAUCCGACGUCCCACAAGUUGAAGACAAUGCCGACGCCUUGAAGAAGGACGCAGAGGCCGAUAUCAWUGUUGUGGAAGACGAAGUAGACAGCCUGAUAAAGAGAAUCGAUAAUUUGAAAGCCACUSUAGCAGAUCGCGAAGAACAGCUUUCUGCAGUUGAGCAAGCAGCGGAGGAUUAUCACGUGACUGUUGCCCAAGUCGAGGACGUUUUCGCAAGUGCCUAUGACGACGUUGAUGCGCCCGCGUUAUUCGGCAUUGAUUCGGAUAAAGCAGCGGAGCAGCUUAAUAAGAUCAAGUCUUUGAAAGCAAAUCUUGGCGAUAAACAAACAGACCUCGAUAAAGUCAAUCAGUCAAGCGAAACACUCCUACAGCGCGUACCAGAGGAUUCUGGUGACCAUGACGUUGUUCGUGUUAAAGUGUCGGAACUUUCGUCCAAAUUCACAGAUCUACAUGAUAAGCUUCGUGCCAAAGAGGAGCAGCUUGAGGAAGAAGUCAAUAAAGUCAAAGAGUUUAAUGAUAAAGUGAAAGAACUGGAUGACUGGCUGGACGGAGCUAAGGAAAAGCUAGCUGGAGUAGGUCCUAUUAGUACAGAUCCUGAAGCUGUCAAAAAACAGCUCGAAGAAAUCGAGGAACUUAAGGCACAACUUGAAGAUCACAAGCCAACWGUGAAUGAAGCCAACGAUCUCUGCGACUGGCUAACCGACAAGAACAAAGACCAACCAUUAGUAGCAGCCUCWAUCAAAGAUAAGUUUGACAAAGUCGAACAGCCGUAUAACGAUUUAAGAGCAAAGGUACUUGACCUGGAAGGUCGCUUGCAGGCUGCUCAAAUGAGAACACAGGAAUUCCAGGUGUCUUACGAUGACUUCAAGGACAAACUUGGGGAUAUGGAAGAACAGGUCGCAGACUUGAAACCCGUAUCUGCUGUGUACGAAACCGUAAAGGAUCAAAACGAACUUGACGAGAUUUUGUCUGAAAAGAUGAUGAAACAAGAACCUGUUUUCGACCARCUAAURAGAACUGGCAAUAAUCUACUGGAGAGCACUGAACCUGGCCCAGAGAAAGACGAGCUGCAGAGCAAACUUGACGACAUGAAGAAACGCUGGGACGACAUCAAGGAACACGUUGCAAAUCAUAAAGCCAAAGUCGAUGCCGCUCUUCCUGAAGCUGSCAAGUACUCUGARGCAGCAGAAUCACUCGAGCCAUGGCUUACAGACACAGAACAAAAGCUUACCUCACUUGAUCCCAUCAGCGCGGAUGASAAAGUCGUCAAAGACCGUCAGGAAUUAGUUAAUGACAUGAAAAAUGACAUCGAGAAGCACCGACCGGAGCGUGACGCGGUUGAUGAAAAAUCUUCAUCAGUUGUCGAUUUGUCAGAAACAGACAAAGAGGCAGUGGAAUCCCAAGCUAAAGAUCUCAUUGAUCGGUUUGACAAGUUAAAUGCUGAUUGCGCAGAUCAAGAAAAAGAGUUGAAAGAUGUACACGAUGCAUUGGCCGUCUAUUCUGAUGCGUUGACACCUGUACAAGACGUACUUGACAAAGCAGAGGACCUCGUUGGUGGCGACGAUGUAGUAAGUGGAGACGUUGACAAGAACAAGGAGGAACUAGAAAAGAUUAAAGAGCUGAUUGGAAAACUCGAAGAUGCGAAACGACCACUUGAAGAACUAAAAGACGCUGAGGACAAAGCUGCGAAUACCGUCAAAGACGUUGGAGGAGAUGCUGCUCCAAUUGACGAAGAAUUAAAUGCUAUCCUUGAAAAAUAUCAAGAAUUGUUAGACAAAGCCAAAGCCAAAGAAGAAGAACUUGAAAAAGCCGUGAACCAGGGCGGUAAACUGAAAAACAUCAUCAUCGAAAUAGAGGAAUGGAUUAUAGAAACUGAGGAAGUCGUAGAGGUCUGGGAGCCAGUGAGCACUGAUCCUGAUACGGCGAAGAAACAACUUGAUGAUGUCAAAGGCAUUGAGAAAGGUGUAAUUGAACACAAAGACGCCCUCGAUAAAGCUAAAGAAAUCAAAGAGGAAGUGGUAGCCACCACCAAUGACCCUGUCAUGGCCGCCAAUCUGGAAGAACAGCUCAAUAACUUAGACGACCGGCUCAACGCGCUGGACAGCAARRCUAAKGACCGAAAGUCAACAUUAGAAGGCGUGAUAUCUCAAGGUGACGCUUUUGAAAACGAAUUUGAUGAUUUCCUGAAAUGGUUGACCAAAGCAGAGCGACAGCAGGCUGCACUCAGACCCAUUUCAGCAGACGUUGAUAUGGUGAAGCAUCAGAAGAACGAGUACCAGCCAAUUUAUCAAGGAAUCCUCGAGAAAGAACCUGUUUACGAAGCGRUUWUAAAGUCCGGCGAAGACUUGAAGAAGGCCAGCGAAGUCCAGGACGAGAAAGACAACUUGGAGCAUAAGCUAGGUGACGUCACMCGAMGAUGGACUGAGUUGAAGGCUGUGUCUCGCGAACGUGAAAAACGUCUCGAUGAAGCAGUSGAAGCAACGACAAAAUACCAAGAGCUAAAACAUCAGUUCGUUCCUUGGCUAGAUGAAACAGAGAAGUCUUUGGAAGACAUCAAACCAUCUUGUGAUGUGGAGAAACUGGCAGAGCAAGAAGAGAAAUUGAAGAAUCUCCAAGAAAACAUCGAAAAUCACGAACCCGAUCACGUGGAUCUCGACGAGGCGGCUAAUGAAGUAAUUAACAUAUGCGCCGAGGAGGUCACAGCUGUAGAAGAAGAGAUCGCGGACAUCGACAAACGUUGGGACAACCUCAGCAAAAACCUACCCGAAAAAAUAGACAAGUUGAAARCMCUUCAAAAUCAACUCGAGAAAUACCAAUCUAAUCUAAGUCCAGUCAACGAMAAACUUACUGACAUUCAAAACAAGGCCGCUGUCCAAAUGACACCCGUGGCAGACCUUGAUAAAGUCAAGGAUCACCAGCAAGAAUUGCAAGAGUUAAUGGACGAUUUUGAAAARCUUAACCCUUCAUUCGUGGAAACCAUUGAAUCUGGUCAAGACAUUCUGGAUGGUAACCCUGAGCUWGACACCCUACCCGUACAGAAGGAGAAUGAAGAAUUACAAGAUAAGKCUACAAGUCUCAARGCUCAACUGGCUGAUAARCUGGCCAAGGCGUCUGCUUUAGCCGAUGAUUUGGAGAAGUAUUUGGAGAAAGAGAAAGAGUUGUCAAAGGGAAUAGAUAACGUGAAUGACGAUUUGGAGAAAAAYAAGCCAAACAAGAUGGAUGUUGAUCUUGUGAAGGAACAACUGGAAAAUACAAAGGCUCUCAAAGAUCGUCUUAACGGCAUGGAACCAGAAUACAAUGACGUGAACGAAUGCGCUCAGAAUCUGAUCAGCGAUGGCCUUGGUUCAGACCCAGCAUUUGUUAAACAAAUGGCCAAYACAGACAAGACCUGGCACGAUGUCAACGAUGCAGCAGACAAUCAAAUUAAGGGCUUGRARAAAACUCUCRACCAGUUGAAUACGUUGCAAGACGCACUUCAAGACGCCGAUGAAGCAAUUAGUGCCUUUGAAAAGAAGGUCGCUAAUCAACCACCCAUUGGUACAGAUGCUGAGACCAUUGAACAGCAAAUUGAAGAUCUCAAGGAGCUCCAAAAAGAAGCUGAUGAACUGGGCGAAAAAAUAGCUGACUUGAACGACCAAAAGUACCGCCUCGCCAUUACAAAYCCUACUGCAGAUACYAGUGAUAUAGAUGCAGUCAUCGCAGACCUGAGCGAACGGGUGCUUGGAGUGAAUCAAGACAUCUCUGACCGUCAGAGUAAACUCGAACAAGCUUUGCUUCAAUUUGGCAAGUUCCACGAGGCAAUGGCUUCAUUACUGCAGUGGCUCGCAGAAACCAGAGACUUGUUGGAGAGCCAGGGUAGUGUGUCAGCCGCUGAACCUAAAGUGGUGAAGGCUCAAAUAAACGAACAAAARCUACUGAUGAAAAUGAUUGCUGACCGCAAGCCAGGCGUAGACUCGCUCCAGGAAACUGGCCGCGAGAUCCUUAAGACCGCCGAUGACGAAAAGAAGGCCGAUAUCGAAGUUGGACUGGCUGAUAUCAAUUCCCAAUGGGUCGAACUGAACGAACUUGUUGAAGCCAGGCAGAAACAACUCGAUGAUGCACUUGAAGCAUCGCAAAAGUUCGAUGAUCUUUACAGAGAGGCCAGCAAGAAAUUGUCCGAAAUCGAGACUCAGAUCAAAGACGACGAGUUGGACGCUGCAAAAGCUUCACCUGAAGACGUAACAAAACAGCUGGAGAAACUUGAUAACAUUUGCAAAGAGAUUGAAACUCUUGCUCCACUUGUUAAAGACGCUCUAAAAGCCGGUGAACAACUUCUGCCCCAUUGUGACGAAGAUGACAAAGACCUUGUMAAGAUGAAGAUGGACAAACUGAACAACAAACACCAAGAUCUUUUGCGUAAUUUCGACGAAAAACGCGACAAAAUCAAGGACGCCAAAGAACUUUCGGAAAAAUGCUUCAACGGGAAAGAUGAUUUGAUGAGCUGGUUUGAUGAGAUGGAAAAUAAGUUGGCUGCAGCCAAGGAAGACGGAAUUGAAGCAGGAGAACAACAAGCAAGACUUAAGGAAUUACAGGAAGCCAUCAACGACAAAGAACCAGAAAUCAAGGCGCACAAACAAGCUGCUGAUUCAUUGAAGAAACUUGUUCUUGACGAUGAAGUCCCUAAAGUCGACGAGGCGUCAGAUGAAGUAGAAGACAAGUGGAAAGCACUGUGUGCGGAUGUCGAUAACUUGGCUAACACUAUGUUCUCUGCAAAGGAAMGAGUGGACGCCUUCCAGGUAGAGCUUGGCGAUAUCRAGAAGUGGUUGAAGGAGACUGAGGAAACGAUUGCUGCUCUGGAACCCGUCGCUGUUGUACCUGAAAAGGUCAAAGAACAACUAGCUGAACAAACGCCUUUGAACACAGACGUAGCAUCCCACUCUAAACCCGUCGRGUCAGUCUGUGAAACAGGACAGUCACUCCUUGUCGCGCUCAAAGACGACGAACAGACCGCAAUGAAGGAAAAACUCGACGAUAUCAAACAGCGUUACAAAGCAGUCAGCGAUGACACCACUAAAAGACAGGCGCAUCUCGUAGAAGCCUUGCUCCUGUCCCAACAGUUCCGAGAUCUCUAUAAGGAGAGUGUCACCUGGUUAGAUCGAUGUGARGAGAGUUUGAAAAAACUGGAUGAAGAGRGUCAGUCUUCUGAACUUCAGCAAGAGCGCGUUAAGACAAUCCAAGAAGGCAUCUCAGCUCUGCGAAGUCUCAUCGCCAGUGUAGAAGACACCGGAAGCGACUUGACAGAACUAAGCGGUCCAGGUGAAGGUUCAGCCUUCAUUGAACACARAGCGACAGAAUGCCGCGAAAGAUACGAACGACUUUACGCGCUGACAGAAGAAAGAGGAAUCAAGAUUGGCAUCACUCUGCAACAGGAGGAACAAAUUGAACAAAAACUUGAAGAAUUAUUGAGUGCUUUGGAGAGAAARCGAGAUGACUUCAGUAGUUUGGAUCCAGUUGGGGUGCAGCCCGAGACGAUACGUGAACAGAUGGAAUUCAUGAAGGGUAUCCAGUCUGAAUUCGAACCCGAUAAAGAGGCCGUCAAUGAAGCAAAGGUUUCAGUGGAGGGCAUUGUAGCUCAUAAUCCAGACUCUAAGACCUCGCAGCUAAUCAAAGACAAACUCAACAAAGUGUCAACWUUAGCUGGUGAAUUACAAGAUCAAUACGACGARMGAGAGGAAGCCCUCAAGAAAUCACUCGAAGCAAGCGAAAAGUUCUGGCCAGGACUUGAGGAACUGAAGCACAUUUUGAAGGAUGUGCAAGAAACGUUGGACUCCGAAGAACUACCUGCUGCAGAGAGUUACGCAAAGAGCUUGAUGCGCAUGGAGCACUAGUCACGGCGUUAUGUGAGGCAAGUCCUGUGCUUGUGGAGCAUUGUAGUCCAAGUGAUCGGGUUCUUGUGCAAAAUGAGCUCAACAAGGUUACUGAGCUAUGGGAGGCAAUUUCUUCCGCUUGGAAGAAGAGAAUGGUGGACUUAGAUGAAGUGCAAGCUACUGCUGACCAGUUCCACACAGCUUUUGACACUCUUCUUGAAUGGCUUGAUGUCAUGGAGCAGAAACUCGCCAGUCAGCCACCUGUUGGGACGGAACUUGAAGUGGUGAAAGAACAGUUGAACGUGCAUAAGGAUUUCCACAAGGAGCURAUACCACAUCAGAAAGAAGUCACCGAAAUCAACCAACAGGGAAAUCUCCUAACUGARCGAUGUCGACCCGAAGACGCUGAUCUCGUCUCUGCUCAACUCGAAGACGUCAAUAUGCGGUGGGACGAUUUGUGUAACAACUGCAAUGAAAGACAACAAAAACUUGAAGAAGCGCUUCUUCAACUUGGACAGUUCCAACUCGCUUUGGAAGAGCUCCUCGUUUGGCUGAAGCAGACUGACAAAACUCUGGAUGAACAGCUUGCUAAACCUGUUCAUGGAGAUAUCAARUUUAUUGAAAUUGAACUUGCCAAACACAAGAUCCUUCAAAACGACAUUUUGUCCCACGAGCCUUCUGUGGAGUCACUAUCCACUGCAGCCCAAAAGCUCCUCGAGUCUGGCGACUCCAAAAUGGAACCAACGGAGCUUGAAGGAAAGGUAAAUGAUUUGAAAACUACAUGGGAUGACGUACUUGCAAAGUCAGCCAAGCGACAAGCUGAACUUGAAGCGGCACUGGAACGCUCGCACAGCUUCAUGGGACAGAURAAGGAGCUGCGGGGUUGGUUGAAUGAAGCAAGUGAGUUUUUAAAGUCUAAGAGGAGCAUUGGUGGAAGACCUKUGUCGGCUGAAAAACAACUUUCCAAGCACAAGGAUUUCAUGGCUGUAGUAGAGACUCGCCGACAAGUCUACGAACAAAUUGUUGAAUCUGUCGACAAAUUGGUAGAGAACGCUGACCCAGCUACAGCGGCGAGCCUACAAAGACAAGCAGAAGAACUUAAGGAGUCUUGGGACCAAGUUGUUAGCCGAGCCAAUGAGGAACAAGAACGUCUCGAUCRAGCGUUGGAUAAUGCCAAGGAACUAGAAGAUAAGAUGAGUGCUAUUGAUCAAUGGUUGACCAAGGUUGAAGCUGAUAUCGUUGCGUUUGAAGACCCAAGUACCAUUCUCGAAAAAUUACAGAAGCAACGCGUCAACUAUAAGGAACUCAAGGAAGACAUCGACGCACAUCGCGAGCCGUUCAAGAACAUGAAACUGCUGUCYCAUAAGAUCACGGACGUGUGCAUCCAAGAUGACGCAGUCUACAUCGAURGCGAGGYGACGGCGCUUGAGAAACGCUGGAAAGAAGUGCUUGCAACYGCCACAAGUCGUAAGAAGUCUUUAGAAGAAAAUUAUAAACUUUCGCACAAGUUUUUCAACGGGACGGCUGACUUGAUGAAGAUGUUGGAUGAGGCAGAGAAGACUUUGAAGGAGGAAGAACCGAUUGGUGUUGAUCCUUCGCAUUUGAGAACACAACUUAAGAAACAUAAGGAAUUCCAAAACAUGCUGGGAGCAAACCAGGCCACUUUUGACAGUACCAUCAAGGCUGGUAAACUCCUAAUGGAUAAAAGUAACGAUGACGACGCUAUCGUUAUUGAAGGAAAGAUCGCUGAUCUCAAAUCUCGCUGGGACGCUGUCUGUGGAGAGUCAGUAGAAAGGCAACAGAAGCUUGAAGAGGCAUUGCUAUUUACUGGYAUGUUCCAGGAUGCUUUGCAAUCACUUCUAGACUGGCUCACUGCAGUGGAACCCAGUCUCUCGUCKGAGACCGCUGUUAUGGGUGAUCCAGAAACAGUGCAAAUUUUAAUUGAUAAUCAUAAGACAUUCCAACGAGAGCUGAGUCGAAGGGAGGCAAACUACGAGUCCGUGAUGAAGGCUGGGCGUGCAAUGCUCAAUGAAAAYAAGGUUGAAGAACCUCAGUCAUUAGAGUCAAAACUGGACGAUCUACGCAUGCGCUGGGAUGCCGUCSUAGCCAUGUCUAACACCAAGGAAGAUCGUCUCGACAAUGCACUGGUGUUGGCCAAAGAAUUCGACUCGGCCGUGAAGACUGAGUUACGUAUCUUGAAGAAGUUCGAGGAUGAUUUAAGAGAGCUAGGACCAAUUUCGGAGGACUUGAGUGGCAUUGAAGAGCAGCUUGAGAAACACAAGGCAUUCCAUGACGAGCUCAAAGCCGAAGAGGUUAAUGUACAGUCAGCCAUCAAGAAAGGCCAAGUAAUCCUUCGUUUCUGUCACCCAAGUGCAACCCAAAUAAUCCAACAAUGGCUAGCACGCCUGAAAAAGAGAUGGGAUGAAGUGUGGAAGUGGUCCACUCAAAGACUUACUCGCCUUGAAGAAGAACGCGCUAAAAUGGCUGAAGACAAGCAGCUGAUGGACGAAUUGUUGAAGUGGAUUGACGAGAAAGAGAAUUUUCUCAAAGAAAAGGACGAAGAACCAAUACCAGAUGAUGAUUACGAUGAAGUCCAACUGCUACUAGAAGAACACAAGCUGUUCCAAGAAGAAAUGGCGAAGAAACAGCCAAAUUACGACCGUCUUACAAAAUCAAUCAAACGACGCUCGUCCACGCCUCGAACUACUGAAGUCAAAACAACUACUCCUUCGCGACGCCCAGGACCCGGAAGUAGAAUCCCAAGAGCUAGCUCAGGAUCGCCCGCAACACCAUCGCGUGAACGAUCUCGCGAUAAGUUGUUGCACAGUCCAGCAAACUCUUAUACAAAAGAAAAGGAAAGAACACCUUCAUUCACACGUUCAAGYUCGAACCACCAUCCUGCUGUAUCUCAUUUGUCCAAGAAAUGGCAGCAUCUAUGGCUAUUGUCUAUGGACAGACUGAGGAGGUUACAGGAAAGACUCGAGCGUAUCGCAAUCAAGAGGGCUUCUGCAAACUUUGACUUCAAGGAGUGGAAGCGUCGAUUUAAUAAAUGGUUGCACGAUAGCAAAUCACGUGUACAAGAUAUAUUCCGUCGUAUGGACCACGACCGCGAUGGAAAACUUACUCGAGAGCAAUUUAUAUCGGGAAUCCUCAACACCAGCUUCCCGACUGAGCGAUGGGAGAUGGAUAUMGUGGCCAGUCUCUUCCUUCGCGAUGGUCUGAUCGAUUACAAAGACUUUAUUAACGCUCUCAAAGAUAAACCCGCCACAAAGAAACCAGAAAAGCCCAAGACUGAGGGACAACAGAUCUUAUCAGAGAUCGACAAACUCGUUGACCAAUGCUGCUGUGCACAUCGUUAUGCGUACGUCAAAGUCGACGAGAAUAAAUACCGAUUUGGUGACUCACAGAAGCUUCGAUUGGUUCGUAUCUUGCGCAGUACGGUGAUGGUACGUGUCGGUGGUGGAUGGGAAACACUACAAUCAUUCCUACAAAAGAACGACCCUUGCCGAGCUGAAGGAAGAACAAAUAUUGAGCUUCGUGAACAGCUUCUUGCUUCAGGAGCCAAAGAAAGCAUGAAAGCGUUCAAAACCAAACGACCUGGUCUUUCACGAGAAGGCUCCGAUGUCUCGAAACCUUCAGUUGCUCGUGAGAACUCCGGAAGCUUACGAGCGAAGCCUCCUAGCGGAGCAAAACCAAAGAAAUCAAYAGAGCCUCAUACACAUCUAGGUCUUCCCGGGGUGAGACGCGAAAAGUCAGGCGACCUCCGUAGUCCUGGAGGAAUUACAAAAUCUCGUAGUGGCACCAGUUUGAAAUCAAGAACACCAGCCACAGGAGCKACGGACAUUAGAAAAGCUGGAAGUUCUGGGAAUUUGAAAGAGAAACCUCCAGCAUCUCCACGACGGUCUGAUAGUCAGACAUCCAUCGGCAGCACAGGAUCACAGGAUGGGUCAGAGGCAAAAUCACCGACUAGUGCUGCCACGUCGCGUAUUCCUGUUGGAAGAACAGUGAAGUCGCCUGAAUCAAAAACUGGCCUUUCAAAGACUGGUGCAAAAGGAAGUAGGGAAAACCUUGCUUCAAAGGGGGGUGCUGCAUCGUCAAAGAUCCCCUCUUCAGGUGCUAGGAAGACUACAACAACAACAACUAAGAAACCACCAGCAUCUGGUCAAACCAAAGCCAAAAAAUAAACAUCGCUACAAUAAAYGUGGGCCUUGGAAAACAAAUGAUCAAGAACUGAAAUUAACAAGAACAACAAGUGGCCCUUCGAGAACGGAUGAUCAUAAACCACAUGAACUAACCACAAGAACAAGUGAUCAUCAACUAGAACAACGCUUGAAAUACCAAUGAUAAUGACUUGUUUURUAAUUUUGUAUUGCAUGUAGUUAGUGUAUUUAAAUAUCAUACGUGUUAGUAUAAUAUAUACAGACGUCUUUAAAAAUUUACUUUAAAUAUCGAUAAAGCAACAGUAGUAAGGUUUAGGUUAGGUUACUAUAAUUUAUAGAUGUAAGAUAUAAAAAUGAAUUAACUUCCAACAAAACGACUGUCACGAACCAGACGUGGUAUUGGGGAAUCACGACUGAUUUGGAGGCACGAGUAAGAAAAGGAAUACAACGRUGAAAGUUUAAAUGAUAUCAAGCGCUGAAACUAAACAAGAAUUAUGAACAAGAAACAACCAAGAAUUAAUGGAAAAAAAAACAAGAAUAAAGGACAUUUCAAAUUACAAACAGCAUUAAAGCAAGUGCCAACUUGAGUAAUACAAUUUGGGGAACUGUCAUACUUAAGUUGAGCAAGGAUAACUACAUCAAGAAGUCAUGGACAGCCAUUYUUCUUUGGGUAAGGACUUGGGGAACUCCUCACUCAUGGAACAAGUGCGUUCAAAUACAUCAAGAAUUACAUAAGGACUCAAUCAUGGCCUGAAAUUGAGUUCAAAUACAAUGACAAUUAUGCUAAAAGAUUAAAAAAUAGCGUUUAAAAGUAAUUAAUUUUUUUGGAGCAAUUUCUCUCGCAUUUUUAGGCGUGUCUUAAUGUCACGCAAUAACGAAGUAGAGCCCUUUGUUUUGAAUGUUUUAAAAGAUGUCACGCUCUACUCCUUAAAAAGGUGAUAGUUGCGUGACUUUAGUUUUGCUAUUUAAGCCGUCCUUCCGCACAAGUUAAUUGAUAAUCUAGGUAGAAUUGAUAUUUUAUAAAAACAAACCCAAUUGGUUUUGUAAAAAGACACCUUAAAUUUGUCUGCACUAUUUAAGAUAAGUUAAUACGUAAAGUGGUUUUCAUAACCUCAUGAAACAAAUCUGUGAUAAAUUUCAAUAGUUAUAAGUAAGAAGAGGCGCUAAACUAUACUGCACAGGUUUAUGAAACUCAUGACUUGUGUAUUUAGUAUAAAUGUAUUUUGUGAUACUGUUAAAGUUUCUUUUAAUGUUUUGUUUCAAUUUUCAAAUGAACUAGUACAAACUAAAAACUUUAGGAAAAAAAUGUUUUUCAAAUGGCUUUUUUAAGGACUCGUGAUAAAUAUCUGUAACUGUAAUAAAUCUUUGGUACAAAAUAAACUAGUUUUGAUAUUCAA
Molecule: messenger RNA, 29216 nt
Organism: Exaiptasia diaphana
Lineage: Eukaryota; Metazoa; Cnidaria; Anthozoa; Actiniaria; Aiptasiidae
Product: nesprin-1
Biological process (GO): actin cytoskeleton organization; actin filament bundle assembly
Cellular component (GO): actin filament bundle; cell junction; cortical actin cytoskeleton
Molecular function (GO): actin lateral binding; microtubule binding; calcium ion binding
Source: RefSeq, a predicted model, not a curated record